ACCACCUACCAGAGCCCACAUCGAGCACUUUACUGCCAUCCUUAAUAUUAUUUUUCAAAAUCUCCAAUGCAUGUGCAUGCAUGUGUGGUGCGCUGAUGGUAACACCAAAACCUAUGGGUUGCGGUGAAUCUUGGUAUGGCGUGCGUGGACAAUAGUUGCCUCGAUCAACAUUGCGCAUGGCCUUCUCCACCUCACCACUCUUAAUUAUGCCAUAGUUUUUUAAUUGACUGAUUAGGUCAUCAUUAUCUCGUCCAUGGGAUCGCCAUUCCAUGCCUGAAUGAUAUUCUUUGCUCUGUUUUUCGCUUUUUAAAACUAAAUUCUCUUUUGUACUAUCUUUGCAGCUCGGGUCAGUUGAAUAACAGUGUUCCGAGGCCUUGGAAACUCCUAACAGCACAGGAAUCAGACGAAGUGUGGACCAGAUUAUUUUAUUUUUUGCAAAACGACCAGAAAGACUUUUCAUACUGCAGUGUUUUGGUGUUUACAUGAACUUCGGUAAGUACCGUGUUGUAUUCGGUCCAUCUUCGUGGGGGUAGAUUUUAAAAUUUCUGCGAGAGUUGAUGAUUAGUUAAAGGAUAUUUUUGUAUCCUUUUGAGAAUUUAUUUCAUCAAAAAUUAUCUUAAAGUAUAUUAUAACAAUACUGAGUUGAUUUGGUAUUGUAUUUUGUGAAGUAGUUUCCUUUUUUAAUUACUUUUUCGGUGGUUUUUCCAGGUAUAUUACUGUCACGUAAUGGUUUAAGUUCGGGUAAAGCCGUUUCAUCUUCGGCACAGAAUAUUUGUGUCUUCGGUCGACAUUUAAUUUAAAUGCAUAACAAACUGGAGCUAACUCUCGAGCUAACUUUAGUUUCUUGUCCAAAUUUCUCAUGUUUACAAGUGGUUUUGCCAGUUUACGGCCACAUUUUAUACUCCGAAUUUGUAGUAGGAAAACAUGUAUUACAAGAAAUAAAAGAAUAUCUUGCAGUAUUAAUAUUAAAAGACCAUUAGGUACCGCAGGAUAUUUGCAAGGGUCGUCUGAAUUUCAUCAUUCUAAGUCUGGGUCAUUUUAUCAAGAUGCACCAAGUUUAGAAAACCAAUUUUUAGGAGAUGUUUUCUUAACGACAUCUCUCAAGCGAAUUUUGCCUUCAGAGGUAGGUAUGCAUUUAUCUGGGUUGGGAGGUGGGGGUAGGGGUGGCACCCCUGACUGGAAAGUUUGGAAAUUGCACGCCGGAGAUUUCGAACAUUUAAUAGUAAAUAUAUAGAAAGCAUCAAAAUUGUGUGGCCGAUAUCUCUGCCGCACGAUACAAACUUUCCACACUGGGUGCAUGGCGUCCAAACCUAUUGUGGUGGUGGCCGGUUGUAUUUGUUUGAAAGCCGGUUAGUCCGACCCUCACCUCACAUGACAUCAUAAAACCUGAGAAUACCAAACACCACACUCUUUCUCCAGAUAGCUGAGGCUUUCCUGUGUAGUAACACUGUCACUGGACCAUUGAGUGAUGGACCUUUUUGGACCUUCAUCUAGCUAAUUAAGAGACUAAUAAUUUAAAUUGAUAUUUUUAACUAAUAUUUUCAGGUGUUCAAUGAUGUAAGCUGUGAUUUGGAAAGAUUUGGCGAGAGGGUCGUUGGUGAAAUAUAUCAACUGGGAUAUAAUGCAGAAUUAAAUCAACCCAAAUUACAACAAUAUGACGCAUGGGGACGACGUGUUGAUGACAUCAUAACUUCGCAUGAGUGGAAACGUCUGAAGGAAAUCUCGGCAGAAGAAGGAUUGAUCGCGAUUGGAUAUGAGAAUAAACAUGAGGAAUGGAGGUGUGCAAAUAAUAUCUGUUACUCUGCAUGAGCAUCGACUUUAGUUGUGAAAUUUGACCUAAAAUUUGCCAUUUUAUUUAGUCGUCUUCACCAGAUUACCAAGCUCUAUCUGUUCAGUCCAUCAUCAGGACUGUAUUCCUGUCCUCUUGCUAUGACAGAUGGCGCUGCGAAAAUAUUGAAGGCAAGUGGCGAACAUUUUGCAAAAUACUGGUGGUGUGAAUUUUAAGACCAUAAUAAAUUUGCAGCUUUAACCAAGAGAUUCUCUCAGAUCACAGUUAAUAUAAAUUGUGCUCAGAUACACUGUACUGAUUAUAAUAUUUCAUAACUUUCUAGGAAGGUGGUUACUCAGAAGAUUUUCUGAAUGAUGCGUACAAACGUUUGACAUCACGAGAUUCCGCAGAUUGCUGGACAUCAGGACAGUGGAUGACUGAACGAAGAGGAGGCUCUGAUGUUG
Molecule: messenger RNA, 2232 nt
Organism: Paramuricea clavata
Lineage: Eukaryota; Metazoa; Cnidaria; Anthozoa; Malacalcyonacea; Plexauridae
Source: the annotation of a GenBank genome assembly